Molecule: messenger RNA, 1999 nt
Organism: Purpureocillium takamizusanense
Lineage: Eukaryota; Fungi; Ascomycota; Sordariomycetes; Hypocreales; Ophiocordycipitaceae
Exons: 2
Coding region: 146-1750 (534 amino acids)
Biological process (GO): mRNA splicing, via spliceosome
Cellular component (GO): nucleus
Source: RefSeq, a predicted model, not a curated record
GCCACCUCUUGCUCGCGCCACAGGUGCAACGCCGCAGCCUCGACGACAAGGCGGGUGUGUGUUCAUCUUGCGACAACAUCCAGAGCUGGGCUCUGACAGACCAAACAAGCCAACAUACCAUGGACGUUGCGCCGCCCGCGCCGCGAUGAACAACGAGCAGUUUCGCAAGCUGAUUGCCGCCAAUUCGGCGUCGCCCCAGGGCGCCAAGGAUGGACCAUCUCCCCCAUCCACGGGCGGCGGCGGCGGCAGCGGAGCGGCUCUCGGGUCGCGGCAACGAGCCUUUGUGCCCAUGACGCCGCGAUCGGUGGGAAACGCCCAGGCCGACUUUGCGCGGCAAAUGGCAGAGCGCAACGAGGCGCUGCGACCGCAAAAAAGGCACAAGACUUCGGCGCCAAAGGGCUCAAAGCUCGCUGCCGGAUACGUCGAUCGCGCACAGCAGCGGCAAGACGAAGCCGAGGACGAUCGAGAGGCGCGCCUGAAAGCACUGGAUCAGGCCCUCAAGAGCGGCGAGAUCGACCGGGAAACGUACGACAAGCGACGGUUCGAUAUUGCAGGGGGGAGCCUUGACAGCACACAUCUCGUAAAGGGCCUCGACUUUAAGCUACUGGAAAGAAUACGGCGAGGCGAGGAUGUCUACGGAAACAAGUCCAAAGAAGAACCGGCUGAGGACGAGGAGCCUGCCGAGGAUGACAUAGAUGAGGCGUUUGAUGAUCUCGAGCACCAAGAAGUGCGCGCGGUUGAACGAGAGAAGACGCAGAAGAAGGGACAGUUCUCCACGGUCGCGCGCGAGCCGGGCAAGAAGCGGUCGCGCAACCAGAUUCUGGCGGAGCUCAAGGCAGCAAGAGGGGCAGCCAAGGCGCAACAACAGUCAUCACUGGGAAGCAAAUUCAAGAAGAUUGGCGGCCCCAAGCAGAAGCCAGGGACGCGGAUAGAGCGGGACGCCAAAGGAAGGGAAGUGCUCAUCAUCGUCGACGAGGACGGCAACGAGAAGAGAAAGGUGCGCAAGCUCCAGACGGCGGACGACGAGGCACCUGUCGAGUCAAAGCGGGACCUCUUGAUGCCGGACCCCAAGGCCAGACCUUUGGGAAUGGAAGUGCCCGAGGAGUAUAGAAAGAAGGACAUGCCUGAGGAGGACGAGGAUGUCGACAUCUUUGCCGGCGUGGGCGACGACUACGACCCGCUGGCGGACAUAGACGGCUCCGACUCGGACUCGAGCGAAUCGGACUCGGACAAGGUCCAGAAGGAACGCUCGGAGGAACCAUCCAAGACUACCGACGCAGCGAUGAUGCCACCUCCUCCUAAACCCGCGGGGCCCUCGGCAGCUCGCAACUACUUCAAAGAUUCCAAGACGGGCCUGCUAUCGGAAGAGGCGGCCAAGGGACCGUCCAUGUCGGACGCGGACAUGAUGGCGGCCAUCAAGAGAGCGGCGGCGCUGCGGCCGAUAGAAGGCGACGAGGACGCCAAGGCCAAGGAGGCGGCGCGGGCGACGGAGGAGCGGCGCAGGCGGCUCCUGCAGAGCAGCGCGCGGGACGACGAGGACCUCGACAUGGGCUUCGGCACGAGCCGGUUCGAGGACGAAGAGGACUUUGACGACGACAAGGUGAAGCUCUCGACGUGGGGCGACGAGGACGGUGGCGAGGGGCAGGCGAGGGGCGGCGGGCAGAAGCGCAAGAGGGGGCCCAAGAAGCGCAAGGGCGACGCCAACAGCGCGGCGGACGUGCUGCGGGUCAUGGAGCAGCGCAAGAAGUGAGCCCGGGAUGCGGAGGCGGAGGGAAUCCCAGUUGUGAUGUGCACAAUGGAGGGGUAAAGACCACCGUCGCGGGAUCCCCAGACGACGACGGCGGCGGACCGAAUUGGGAAUGCUUAGCGCUGGGAUAUACGUAUAGUCGAUCGGCCAACUCCGGGUGUGGCGUUGGAGGUGUCAUGGGAGGCAGAGGCGUUUGUAGGCGCUAUGUAGUGCACGAAUAUGACAGUGCCAUACCCGGCAUGAUUUCCACAA